CUGUGUGUGUGUGUGUAUAUAUAUUGUGACAGUGUGGCGAUCUGUCACCCUGGAUUCUCAACAAGGCAGGUUGAGGGGCUCCAGGGUAAAGGUUUGAUAUGGAGGAAAGUGGCUUUUCACUUUCCUCCUUUGUUUGUAAGGUCCAUUUUGGGAUCUGGAGCCUGGAGAUUUCGAAGCGAUUUGGGAGGGAUGAAAUCUCCAAUCCUGGGACCAGGUUUUGCGAUAGGCCAGGAGACUGAUUGCACAGGUGUGUGCAGGCCU
This is a messenger RNA of Staurois parvus, 261 nucleotides long. The record is from the annotation of a GenBank genome assembly. Lineage: Eukaryota; Metazoa; Chordata; Amphibia; Anura; Ranidae.